Molecule: messenger RNA, 4195 nt
Organism: Nilaparvata lugens (brown planthopper)
Lineage: Eukaryota; Metazoa; Arthropoda; Insecta; Hemiptera; Delphacidae
Gene: chp
Product: chaoptin
Molecular function (GO): protein binding
Source: RefSeq, a predicted model, not a curated record
GUCUUGUUUGUGCAUUUAAUAUGGAGGAAUGACGUAGUAACUGCGACGGGAGGGCUGAGCGACAGAGAGGAAUGGCGGGGAGGGGAGAAGAGAGUAAUUGCAUUAGGAAGCCUUAUUCUUCCUAGAAGAUACCCUUUUCUUUGCCGAUUUCAAGCUUUAGUUAUCAGAAUCCAGUCUCCGUACCCAGUGCCUGGCUAUUCUCUAGCACAAGACAUGGGUUUGGAGGGGAAACUGCGGCUUACCUGUUCGGCAGCCGCCGCUCUGCUGGUCUGCGGAUGGCUGGCAGUGUCCGACGCCGACGCUCGACAGAUGACCGACAUGGGUCACCAUCACUCGCAGACGGUGCAGCAUCCGCCCUGCUUCUUCAACCCACUGUGCACCUGCUCCAAGGCGGUGCCCGAUCUGGGCAUAGUCACCUGCCGUGACACGCCCUUCCACCGCCUGCCUGCGCCUGUCAACAGCUCCAAGGUGUUCAUGCUCAAUCUCGACAACAACGGCAUGGACUACAUUGAGCCGCACUUCUUGGAGGGCACUGGCUUGUACGGUCUACGAAUCCGCAACAACCCAAUUGUGGAGGUUCCAGACGAGGCGUUUCAGGGCCUGGAAAGGUCUCUGUGGCAGCUGGAGUUGAGCCACCUCCAUUUGGCUCAGGUGCCCAGUCGAUCACUCCGUCAUCUCCAGAGGCUGCGUUAUCUCAACCUCACUGGAAACGAGAUCGUGGAAGUGAUGACCGAAGACUGGCGUGGCCUUGAGGAGACGCUGCAGACGCUGUCGCUCGCCGACAACAACAUCGCCAACCUGCCUGAUGGCGUGUUUUCGUCGCUCACAUCGCUUGAGUCGCUCGACCUGUCGGGUAACGCGAUCGCGGAGCUCAGUCCCGACACGUUCACGCCUCCACCGCAGCGGCUGGCGCGACUCUACAUGUCUGACAACCAGCUCAGGCAUGUGCCCUACAGACAGGUCGGCAAUAUGAGACUGCUGAGAACUCUGGACUUGAGCCACAACCGCAUCACGCAACUGCACUCUUCCACCAUGUCCGAGCCUGUAUCUCCUGGUACACAGUUGUCCCUCGACACACUGCGUCUCAACCACAACAACAUUCAGUACCUGCCACCCGGCGCAUUCCAGCAUUUUGACGUGCUCAACAGAACCUUUCUCGACGGAAAUCCUCUCGCUCUCAUACAGACUGAUGCCUUCAGAGACGCUCGUAUCCGUGAACUGUCAUUGGUAGACUGUGGACUACAGGAGCUGUCUCCUUCUGCUUUCUCAGGACUCGAACCCACUCUGCAAUUCCUGGAUCUCUCCGGCAACAAUCUGACUGUUCUUCCACCUCAUUUGCUCACAGAAUUCGACUUCUUGCGUACACUGUAUGUAAAGGACAAUGUGCUGUACAGUCUUCCUUCACCAUCGAGCGACAAUAGAGCUGACAGUGGCUUCCAGUACUCGCUCUACAGACUUGACCUCAGUGGCAGAUCUAAUUCUCCCACUUCACUGCAGAGUCUCAGAAGAAUGCGCAACCUGCGUUGGUUGUCUCUAUCCCGUAUGCCAGGCCAAGCUCUGACCCCCGAUGACUUCCUCGAGUACAGCGUGGACCUGGAGGAGUUGCACAUCCAAGAUGGCGGCCUCAAGACCAUCAAGCCGCACGCCUUUCGUCAUGUGCGCGGGCUCAGGAAGCUCGACUUCUCAGACAGCAGUAUAUCCGGUAUUGAUGUCGACGCAUUUCAGGAAAUUGGACACUCUCUGACGUCUCUACGCAUGUCGCAUGCUCUCUCCAACUCUUUGAAAGUGGUUCCCAGUGACGCAUUGAAGCCUCUCAGCACUCUGCAAUCUCUCGACCUGAGCCACAACUACUUGCAGACCAUGCCAGAGACAUCCUUCCACUUCCUGCGCAGGCUCAAAACACUCAAACUGCAGGACAACCGUAUCGAUGCUGUUAUCAAGGGCACUUUCCAGGGUGACAUCCACUCGAGCCUAGAAGACCUGUACCUGUCGUUCAACAAGCUGUCGACCGUGAACACCCACACAUUCGUCGACCUGGCAUCGCUACGUCAGUUGAGACUCGACGAUAACGUCAUCUCCCGCAUCGAGCGGCGCGCUUUCGUCAACUUGGACAAUCUGCGGGUACUCACGCUCAGGGGAAACAAGAUCAACUACAUCUCCAACGAGGGCUUCCAGAAUCUGCCCGAAAUCGAGGAGCUUGAUCUCGCCUAUAAUCAUCUCAACACGUUCGACUUUGCUUCCCUCGAUCAGGUUGGAACGUUGGCUACAUUCAAGCUGAACAUCAGCUUCAAUCAUUUGAUCAUGCUUGAGAUGAACAACAGUCUCACCGGCAGAGAAAUGGUCAUGCACUCCAAUAUCAAGGUGCUGGACAUGUCCCACAACAAUAUCACUAGAGUGGGCCGCGGCUACUUCAGACCAGUUGAGGCAAGCUUGACACAUCUGCAUAUGGCUUACAACUCGCUCUUCAACGUGACUCGCGACUCAUACGGAAAUCUGCCCCAUCUGCAGUGGCUUGAUCUCUCCUCCAACGAACUCUAUGAAGUUGACUUCGACUCCUUCAGGAACUCGAAGAAGUUACAGGUCCUGUACAUGAACAACAACCAUCUGAGCGACAUUCCUUCGGAGUUGUUCCGCGAUUUGUCCAACCUCCGCGUGGUUGACGUGAGUGGCAACCGACUUCGCUCGCUGCCCGACUCCCUGUUCAACGAGCAGGGUCUGGAGAAGUUCUCGGCCUCCCGCAACCAGCUUUCACGUCUCCCUGUCGCCACGUUCGGUCUCUCGGCCGCCGCCACGCUGUGUGAGCUCGACCUCUCGCAUAACGCCAUCUCGUCACUGCAUUCUACCGAGUCAUUCUCCAGGUUCAGGUCGCUGACCCGCCUGGACCUGUCUUACAACCGCCUGGUGAAACUCGAGGAUGCGACAUUCUCGUCGAUGCCUCGUCUUGCCUCGCUCGAGCUCUCACACAACAUCGAUAUGGUCCUCGAGCCUCGAGGACGUUCGUUCAAGGGACUCGAGCACUCGCUCACUCACCUCGGACUCAGCAACACGUCCUUGUCAACUGUACCCGAACUACACCUAUCUCGCCUAGUCAGCCUGCAGCUAUCAGCCAACACCAUCUCAGUUCUUCCGCCUGAAAUGGCCUCCAACAUGAGCGCACUCCGCUACCUGGACCUAGGCUGGAAUUCGUUGACUCAGGUGCCGCUAGUGACGCACUCAUUGCCGCGUCUCCGCUCGCUGAACAUCGCGCGCAACCGCAUCACCGCGCUCACUAACACCAGUCUGCUGGGUGGCGCGGAACGUCUCAGUCAGCUCGACAUUCGUCAUCUGCCGUUGGGAUAUUUCGAGAUGGGUGCUCUGAGCAAACUGCGCGUACUGAACUCACUCCACAUCAGCUCCUACUCCAACAUCAGAGACUUCAACCUCCCCACUGUGCUGCAGAACAGCUAUGGCCUUAGGAAUUUGCAUGUUGAGAUUGAAGGAAAAACAUCACUGUCAGAUGAAAUGUAUGGAGAAUUUCCACCAAAAGUCAGGAAUAUCACCAUCACUGGGAAGGAGCUCAGAACAUUGGGAAACAAUAUUUUACAGGGAGUCCGCUACCCAGAGCUACGUUUCACCCUGCGCAACACAAGCGUUGAGAAGGUGCCUCGCCAGAUCUUCUCUCAGAUGCAUUACGUACGCAACGUCAGUCUAGAUCUGAGGAAUAACUCGCUCAGAGCCGUCGGCAAUCCCUCCACUGGAAACUUUCUCAAUACGCCUCAGAAAACAUUCCUCACUGAACUCUGGCUGGCCGGCAACAAUUGGAAAUGUGACUGCGAUCUUGGCUGGGUGGAAGUGUGGGGCCGCAAGAAACGUCAGCUGAUGUGCCGCGCGGAGACAGGCGAUGACUGGGAGUGUGGUGCGGCCGAGGAUGAUCUGCGAGAGGCCAGAUGCCACAACCGCAACCUGGAGCCAAUCAUAGAGGUGCUCAAGUCGGACAUCGAGUGUGGCUGGGGUGCGGCUCCCGUCAACCAGGGCACUGUAGUACUCAUCACAUUCACGCUCAUUGUCUCCUUCUUUAUCGCCUUCUAACCGCCACCAGUUCAGUAACAACUGACGACGAGAAGGUCCCUGGCUGCCAUUUGAAAACUAAUACCAUCGAUGAAAACCAGGCCUUUUCGUUAAGCGCUAGGAGAAACUACAGUAACUAUAUUACCCA